Molecule: messenger RNA, 3069 nt
Organism: Cynara cardunculus var. scolymus (artichoke)
Lineage: Eukaryota; Viridiplantae; Streptophyta; Magnoliopsida; Asterales; Asteraceae
Product: glycogen phosphorylase 1-like
Exons: 22
Coding region: 46-3003 (985 amino acids)
Biological process (GO): glycogen catabolic process
Cellular component (GO): cytoplasm
Molecular function (GO): glycogen phosphorylase activity; pyridoxal phosphate binding
Source: RefSeq, a predicted model, not a curated record
ACACACACACACACACUUCUGCGUAUUCUUCCAAAACCUUCACCAAUGUCUGCAGUUUUCCCACUCUCUCUUCUAACAAUCAAAUAUCAUCAACCACGAAUUCAAAACUCUUCAUCUUUAACGUUAUUACAAUCAUUCCCACUUCCAGAUUGUUCGUCAUUUACUUCGAUUCGAAAGAAGGCCUCCAUUAAUGGCUGCAAAUCGAUAACACGAGCUUCGAAUACCGCUACUUCACCUGUGACGAUCGAGAAAGAUGUAGCAGACGGUACUGUUUUCGUGAUUCGGGUUCAGGAUCAGAUGGGUUUGAUCCAAGGGAUUACUAGGGUUUUGAAAACCAUUGGGUUUAAAAUCGAGAGAACUACGGUAGAAUUUGAUGAAAUUGAAGAUUAUUUUGUGACAAUUAAGUUUCUAGUUACCGAUUUGCAUGGGAAUCAGAUUGACGAUAAUGAGAGUUUGAUGAGAAUUCAGAAUGUGUUGAUGGAAGCCAUUUAUGGCAGUGGAACUGUGGUGAGAAAAGCAGGGUAUUUUGGGGAAAAAGAAGAACAUAUGUUUGGAUUGAUGGAUGGGUUUUUGAAGAAUGAUCCAGUGAGUCUUCAGAAAGAUAUUCUUCAUCAUGUGGAAUAUACAGUAGCAAGAUCUAGAUUCAGUUUUGAUGAUUUUGAAGCUUAUCAGGCGUUGUCACAUAGUGUGAGGGAUAGAUUAAUUGAGCGCUGGCACGACACCCAACAACAUUUCAAAAAGAAAGAUCCUAAACGUUUAUACUUCCUCUCUCUUGAAUUUCUAAUGGGUCGUUCGUUGUCAAAUAGUGUUAAUAACCUCGGUAUUCGGGAUCAAUGUGCUGAAGCCUUAAACCAGCUCGGGUUUGAGUAUGAAGUUUUGGCCGAGCAGGAAGGAGAUACGGCCCUUGGCAAUGGUGGCUUAGCCCGCCUUUCUGCUUGCCAAAUGGAUUCUUUAGCAACUUUGGAUUAUCCAGCAUGGGGAUAUGGACUCCGGUACCAAUAUGGGCUAUUUCGGCAGAUAAUAUUGGAUGGCUACCAGCAUGAACAGCCUGAUUAUUGGUUGAACUUUGGAAAUCCAUGGGAAAUAGAGCGGGUCCAUGUAUCAUAUGCUGUGAAGUUUUAUGGGACCGUAAAAGAGGAGGUUGUGAACGGAGAGAAAUGUAAAGUUUGGAUUCCUGGAGAAACAGUUGAAGCUGUUGCUUAUGACAAUCCUAUACCUGGUUAUGGAACAAGAAACACAAUCAAUCUCCGUCUAUGGGCUGCUAAACCGAGUGAUGGAUAUGAUAUAGAGUCUUAUACUACCGGAGAUUAUAUCAAUGCUAUCGUAAAUAGACAAAAAGCAGAAAUAAUAAGCAAUGUCCUAUAUCCCGAUGACCGUUCUUAUCAGGGGAAGGAGCUACGACUAAAACAACAAUAUUUCUUUGUCUCCGCAUCAUUACAAGAUAUUAUUCGGAGGUUCAAAGAUGAUCAUGGAAACUUUGACAACUUCCCAGAAAAGGUUGCUUUGCAGUUGAAUGAUACCCAUCCAUCUAUUUCAAUAGCUGAGCUUAUGAGGGUGCUUCUUGAUGAAGAAAAAUUGGGUUGGAAAAGAGCAUGGGAUAUUGUACGCCAAGUCUUUUCUUUUACUACUCACACAGUACAACACGAGGCAUUGGAAAAGGUCCCUGUGGACCUAAUGGAGAGCGUUUUACCCCGCCAUCUACAAAUUAUAUAUGAUAUAAACUUUAAGUUCAUGGAGGAUUUGAAAAAGAAGAUAGGACAGGACUAUGCCCGCCUGUCUCGGAUGUCAAUUGUUGAAGAAGGUGCUGUCAAGAAUAUUAGAGUGGCGAAUUUGUCCAUUGUUUGUUCUCACACCAUUAACGGAGUCUCCAGAGCUCAUUCUGAAUUGCUAAAAACACGAGUAUUCACGGAUUUUUAUGAGCUAUGGCCUGAGAAAUUUCAGUACAAGACAAAUGGAGUAACUCAGCGUCGAUGGAUCGUAGUAAGCAAUCCUUCUCUAUGUGCUCUUAUCUCGAAGUGGCUUGGAACAGAUGCUUGGAUUCGUGAUGUUGACCUAUUAGCUCGUCUCAGAGAGUAUGCAUCGAAUUCUGACCUACAAAAAGAAUUGCAGAUGGUGAAGAAGGUCAAUAAAUUGAGGCUUGCUGAAUACAUUGAAACGAUGAGCGGAGUGAAGGUUAGUUUGGAUGCAAUGUUCGAUGUGCAGAUAAAGAGAAUUCAUGAAUAUAAACGACAAUUGUUGAAUAUAUUAGGUGUUAUUCAUCGAUAUGACUCCAUAAAGAAUAUGGAGAAAAGUGAAAGACGGAAAGUUGUACCUCGUGUUUGCAUAAUCGGAGGGAAAGCUCCUCCUGGUUACGAGAUUGCAAAGAAGGUCAUCAAGCUUUGCCACGCUGUUGCAGAAACAAUUAACAACGACAGUGAUGUAGGGGACCUCCUUAAACUGGUUUUCAUUCCCGAUUACAAUGUUUCUGUUGCGGAAUUAGUUAUUCCUGGAAGUGACCUUUCACAACACAUUAGCACCGCAGGACAUGAGGCAUCCGGGACCGGAAGCAUGAAAUUUCUAAUGAAUGGAUGUUUGUUGCUUGCCACAGCCGAUGGAUCCACGAAUGAAAUUAUUGAAGAAAUAGGUGCAGAAAACAUGUUUAUAUUCGGGGCAAAGAUCAAUGAAGUCCCAACAUUGCGUGAGAAAGGAUCUACCGUUAAAGCACCCCUUCAGUUUGCACGGGUUGUGAGGAUGGUGAGAGACGGGUAUUUUGGAUUCAAAGACUACUUCAAAUCAUUGUGCGACACCAUAGAGAAUGGCAAAGAUUUCUAUCUCGUGGGGGCAGAUUUCGCUAGCUAUCUAGAAGCUCAGGCUGCAGUGGAUAGAGCAUAUGUCGAUAAGGAGAAAUGGAGCAAGAUGAGCAUACUUUGUACUGCUGGCUCGGGAAGAUUUAGCAGCGAUCGAACAAUCGAAGAUUACGCAGAGAAAACCUGGGGGAUCGAGCCUUGUAAAUGCAACUCCUAAUUCUUCCUUUUGGUGUUGUAAUUGCAAAUCAUAUUGUUGUUCAAUAAAGUAGUUUUGAUCUCUGUA